AGCAAAAUUCUUAUGUUCCUAUGGUUGGCUCAUGGUCAUAUAUUCCCGUCUUGAGCUAGCCAAGAAACUAUCACAGAAAAACUUCCACAUGUAUCUCUGUUCUACAGCAAUCAAUCUAACUUCAAUCAGUAAAUCCACUGAAAAUAACUCCGGCGAUUUCUCAGUACAACUAGUCGAACUCCAUUUACCCUCAUGGCCUGAACUUCCUCCCAGUUACCAAACAACCAGAAACGUGCCUCCAGAUCUUAUGCCGAAGCUCCAUGAGGCUUUCCAAUUGUCACGCUCCAGCUUUGCAGAGGUCAUCAAAACCAUAAUGCCUGACUUGGUCAUAUAUGAUUUAUUCCAACCAUGGGCUGCCACACUUGCUUCAUCACCAGGUAUUCCUGCAGUUUAUUUUGCCACUUCAGGAGCAGCGGCAAAUUCUUUUUACCAACAUUCCACUACUUAUGGGAAUGAUACUUUCCCUUAUCAGGCAAUCUAUCUACGGGAUUACGAAAGAAUGACUAUAGACGUUCUACUCAAUAUUGAAGAUUCAGGUGAAGACUUUCCUUUUGAGAAAAAUGAUAGCUGUUGGACCACUUGUUACGCAACCUGACAGUGAAGAAGAUUAUUCAGGGAUCAUGCAGUGGCUAAGCAAGAAAGAUAAGUUCUCAACUUUGUUUAUCUCUUUCGGUAGUGAAAACUUCUUGUCCAUGGAGCAGAUUGAGGAGCUGGGAGAAGGCUUAGAUAUUUGUGGUGUUAACUUCAUAUGGGUAAUUAGAUUACCUGUAGGAGAGGCGAUUGGUAUAAAUGAAGCACCACCACCAGAGGAAUUUCUUGAAAGGGUGCAAGGGAGGGGUAUGAUUGUGCAGAGAUGGGCUCCACAGGCUAAAAUUUUGGCACAUCCAAGUACCGGUGUUUCUUGAGUCAUUGUGGAUGGAAUUCUAUAAUGGAAAGUAUUUAUUUUGGUGUACCUGUAAUAGCCACGCCUUUGAAAUAUGAUCAGCCUCUACAUGCUAGGCUGGUGGUCGAGGCUGGUGUCGGUGUAGAGGUUCCAAGAGAUGACAGUGGUCAAUUCAAGAGAGAAGGCUUGGCAAACUCAAUACAUAAGGUGAUUGUGGAGAAGACAGGAGAAGGCAUGAGGUCGAAGGCUAACGAAUUGAGAAAUAAGAUGAAAGAUGAAGAAGAUGUAGCCAUAAAUGAAACAUCAGAGCAACUAUUUCAGCUUUGUGUCAAGGGUAAGCAGAAGCAGUGAUAUGUUGACUUAUCAUAGUAUAAUUGAAUCAAUUUCACCAUGCAGAUAGAAUAAUCUCCGUUGUGUGCUAUAUUUUUAUUGUAAUUCACAAGACAAAGUAUACAUGCAAUUUAUUGUGCUAAAUUAAAUUUUUUUUCCCAAUCUUGCACCAAAAGAAAUUUGUAAUUAUGCAAAAAUUUUAUGUUCUCAA
Molecule: messenger RNA, 1424 nt
Organism: Olea europaea var. sylvestris
Lineage: Eukaryota; Viridiplantae; Streptophyta; Magnoliopsida; Lamiales; Oleaceae
Product: flavanone 7-O-glucoside 2''-O-beta-L-rhamnosyltransferase-like
Exons: 2
Coding region: 32-595 (187 amino acids)
Source: RefSeq, a predicted model, not a curated record